AUGCAAACGGAAAAUAAAAAAAAUAAUUUGGUAGAUAAUGAUAUUGGUGGAACAACAAAUCGUCGAUCAAAUAUUGAAUUAAUUAAUCAAACAACAAAUAAUCAUGUUAUUGAUAAAUAUAUAUGUGGAACAAGAGUUGUACGUGGUCCUGAUUGGAAAUAUGGAAAACAAGAUGGUGGAGAAGGACAUGUUGGAACGGUAAAAUCAUUUGAAAAUGAUAAUGAGCAACAAGAAGUUAUUGUUAUUUGGGAUUAUGGUGAAGUCGGAAGACAUUAUCGAUGUCGAACACAAUUUGAUUUAAGAGUAUUAGAUAAUAGUGCAACUGGUAUUUGUCAUGAUAAUUCAGUCUGUUCUGGAUGCGGACAAACUCCGAUAUAUGGUAUUCGUUGGCAUUGUGGUGAUUGUCCAAAUGUUGAUCUUUGUUCUAUGUGUUAUCAUAGUGAUCGACAUAAUACUCGUCAUCGAUUUUGUCGCAUUGUAACUCCACAUGGUGAAAAAAUUUUGAUUGAUCCAAGACGAAAAGCAAAAAAAUUACCUAUCCGUGGUCUUUAUCCUGGUGCAAAAGUUUCUCGUGGUCCAGAUUGGAAUUAUGGUGAUCAAGAUUCGGGAGAGAAAAAAAAUGGUAAAAUCAUUGAAAUACAAGAUUGGUCAAAAACACAUCCACGUAGUGCUGCUUAUGUAGUUUGGGAUAAUGAUCGAGAAAAUCUCUAUCGUCUAGGAUUUAAUGGCAUGGUUGAUUUACGUGCAAUAACACCCGGAAAAGGUGGUUAUUAUUAUCCUGAACAUACUCCAUUACUUGGUGAAACAUAUUAUUCACGAGAACAUUUAUCGUCUGGAUUAACAAAUGAAAUUAGUCAACAAUUUCAAGUUGGUGAUUAUGUUAAUAUUGAUUUAGAACUUGAAAUAGUUCAAUCACUUCAACAUGGUCAUGGUGGUUGGACAGAUAAUAUGUUUGAAUGUUUGGGUACAACUGGUGUGGUACAAAGUCUUGAUGAAGAUCAUGAUGUUGUUGUUGUUUAUCCAAGUGGAAAUCGAUGGACUUUAAAUCCAACUUUAUUAACACGUGUUGAAUUAACACCCGAACAACAAACAGCUAUGCAACGACAACAAACAGCAGCUAAUAUAGCAAGAACAACAGCUUCUCUAGUGCCUAAUCAAGCAUUGAAAGUUAAUGAUAUGGUUCAAAUAUGUAGUGACUUAGAAAGAAUUAAAAUAUUUCAACGUGGACAUGGUGAAUGGGCUGAAGCUAUGGUACCCGCACUUGGAAAAAUUGGUCGAGUUGCUCAUUUAUAUGCUGAUGGGGAUGUUAAAGUUCAAGUUGGUGGUGGUUGUUGGAUUUUUAAUCCACUCGCUGUUACUAAAGUUAAUUCAACACAUGCUAUAGAAGAUGGUCAUGAAGAUCGACUUAAUGCAAUGCUUAAAAAAUUAUUCAGUGCACAAAUCACUGGUGAUGUUCAUGAAGAACUUGUUAAAGCAUCAGCCAAUGGUGAUACAAGAAGAGUAGAAGAAUUAAUAAAACGAUCUGAUGUUGAUGUAAAUGGUAUUUUUGCUGGACAUACACCAUUACAAGCAGCAGCUCAAAAUGGACAUUUAGAUAUUAUUCGUUUACUUAUUCAACAUGACGUUAAUUUAGAAAUUGAAGAUAAAGAUGGUGAUCGAUCUGUACAUCAUGCUGCAUUUGGUGAUGAAGCUGAAGUAUUAGAAUUACUUGCAAAAUCAGGUGCUGAUUUAAAUGCUCGAAAUAAACGACGACAAACAGCAUUACAUAUUGGUGUUUGUAAAGGCCAUUUUGAUGUUUGUAAAACUCUUUUAUCAAAUGGUGCUCAUCCUGGAAUACAAGAUUCCGAUGGUGAUACACCAUUGCAUGAUGCUAUAUCAAAAAGACGUGAUGAUUUAAUUACUAUUUUACUUGAAUACAAUGCUGAUGUAGCUACAUGUAAUAACAAUGGUUUCAAUUCAAUUCAUCAUGCUGCUUUGCGUGGCAAUUCAUCUGCUGUUGAACUUAUUCUUUCUAAAAUUCAAAAUCGUCAAUGGCUUGUUGAUGAGAAAAAAGAUGAUGGAUUUACAGCUUUACAUUUAGCAGCACUUAAUGAUCAUUGUCUUGUUGCUGAAUUACUUUUAACUAAAGGAAAUGCAUCUAUUAAUGCACAAAAUAUUAGUUUACAAACUGCUCUUCAUUUAGCCGUUGGUCGACAACAUUUACAAAUUGUAAAUUUGUUAUGUAGUAAAAAUGCCAAUGUUAAUUUAGCUGACAAAGAUGGUGAUACAUGUCUACAUGAAGCUUUAAGACAUCAUACAUUAUCACAAUUAAAACAAUUACAAGAUGUUGGAGAUACUGGAAGAUUAAUGAAUAUAUUUACAAAUACAAAUAGUUAUGAUAAACGUCCAAGUGUAGCUAUUGCUUGUACUUUAGUUAUACAUGGUGCAGAUUUAUCUGCAAAAAAUAAAAAAAAUCAAAAACCGUUUGAUCUAUGUCCUGAUCCACAUUUAUGUCGAAUAUUAACACAAAAAAAUAUAGAAUACAAUCGAGAGAAUAAUAAUGAUCAACAAUUGUCUCAAAAUAGUAGUUUAACUGAAUGUCUUGUUUGUUCUGACAAUGAACGAGAUACAUUAUUUCAACCAUGUUCACAUAUUGUUACAUGUCAUUUAUGUGCUAGUCGAGUUAAAAAAUGUUUAUUAUGUAAAGAAAAUAUUCAAACAAGAAUUAAAAUUGAACAAUGUAAAAUAUGUUCUCAACGUAAAGCAUCUGUUAUGUAUAAACCAUGUGGACAUCUAAUUUCUUGUGAAGAAUGUGUUGGUCUAAUGGAAAAAUGUUUUGUUUGUCGAGUUACGAUUGAUUCAACAGUAUCAUUCAAUGAACUUUGUUGUGGAAAUAAUGAUAAUCUUUCAAUAAAAUCUGAAACACCAACAACUCCAACACCAACGUCAUCGAAUGACGUAAACGAUGCAGUAGCAUUUGCUCGUUUACAACAACAAUUACAAGAAAUUCGUGAACAAGUGCAUUGUCCAAUAUGUAUGGAUCGAUUAAAAAAUAUGGUCUUUUUAUGUGGUCAUGGUGUAUGUCAAAAUUGUGGUGAUCGUGUACAAGAAUGUCCAAUAUGUCGAAAACCAAUUGAAAAAUCUAUUAUUUUAUAUACAUAG
Messenger RNA from Rotaria sp. Silwood2, 3141 nucleotides. The record is from the annotation of a GenBank genome assembly. NCBI's taxonomy places the organism in Eukaryota, Metazoa, Rotifera, Eurotatoria, Philodinida, Philodinidae.